UACACCGUAUAGAUACAAAAUCUUCUUCCACAUGUAAAGAAUGGGCUAUAUUAUUUGCACAGAUCGAGCUAUAUCCACCACGUAUAGAUUGAACAUACAGUCAUACAUUAACCACGUUAUUCUAUUGUCUGUUUCUGAUUAUUGGAAACCAAAUUCCACACAUGCAAACUCUCUUUCAUUGAACCUUGGUUUUGGGACAGUGCAGUGACCAUAGCAGAAGAAGCAGUGAUGUCAAAGGCAGCAGAGCAAGCUCGUAGUUUAUUUGGAAUUUGUCUCUCACACAGACCCAAAUGGCAACAAUUCCUCAUUUGUUCUUCUGGUUUCUUCUUUGGAUAUCUAGUUAAUGGCAUAUGUGAGGAAUAUGUUUAUAACAGGCUUCAGUUUAGCUAUGGUUGGUACUUCACAUUUGUUCAAGGAUUUGUUUACUUGUUUUUGAUUUAUCUCCAAGGCUUCACAAGCAAGCAAAUGAUGAACCCAUGGAAAACUUAUGUGAAGCUUUCUGCUGUACUUAUGGGUUCCCAUGGCCUCACAAAGGGAUCUUUGGCUUUUCUUAACUACCCUGCACAAAUCAUGUUCAAAUCCACAAAAGUUCUUCCAGUUAUGGUAAUGGGUGCCUUCAUACCAGGUCUAAGGCGGAAAUAUCCAUUUCAUGAAUAUGUAUCUGCUGUACUUCUGGUGAUUGGGUUGAUCCUAUUCACACUAGCAGACGCACAAACAUCACCUAAUUUCAGUGCCAUUGGUGUUCUUAUGAUAUCUGGGGCUUUGAUCAUGGACUCCUUUUUGGGAAAUCUGCAAGAAGCAAUCUUUACAAUGAACCCUCAGACCACACAGAUGGAAAUGCUUUUCUGCUCUACUGUGGUGGGAUUGCCUUUCUUGAUUCCUCCCAUGCUUUUCACAGGAGAGUUAUUCAAAGCAUGGACAUCAUGCUCACAGCAUCUAUAUGUGUAUGGAGUGUUAGUUUUUGAAGCAAUGGCCACAUUUAUUGGCCAAGUCUCUGUGCUGUCACUCAUUGCCAUUUUUGGAGCUGCCAACACAGCCAUGAUAACAACGGCAAGAAAGGCAGUGACAUUGCUACUAUCAUACCUCAUAUUUACAAAACCAUUGACAGAACAACAUGCAACCGGACUCCUACUCAUAGCUAUGGGGAUUACAAUGAAGAUAUUUCUUGAUGACAGAUCCAACAAGAAGGCCUUGAACUCUUCUCCAAUUGCUAGUAUUCCAAAACCUUCUGAGGACAAAGAACUGAUGGCGCAAUCAGAUUAUGCAGGUGAACAUGAAGAAAGGAGACCGUUGGUUUAGCAUUGACAGACAUCAGAUACAAUUUAAUUUCUAUAGUGCAUGAAAAAUAUCAUUCAAAUGUCAAAUUAGCAUGUUUUAUAUAUAUUUUUUUUCAAUUGAAAACUCCUUACAAUUAGGCACUACAUUUUUUUAUAUAAUCAAACAUCUUACAAUAAGUUCAUUUAGAAUGUAAACCUAUUAUAGGUUGUUCUGAAGGAAAAUAUACAUAUAGAAUGUGUUUGGAUGGAGAAA
Molecule: messenger RNA, 1530 nt
Organism: Glycine soja
Lineage: Eukaryota; Viridiplantae; Streptophyta; Magnoliopsida; Fabales; Fabaceae
Product: UDP-galactose/UDP-glucose transporter 2-like
Exons: 7
Coding region: 229-1299 (356 amino acids)
Biological process (GO): transmembrane transport
Cellular component (GO): endoplasmic reticulum membrane; Golgi membrane
Molecular function (GO): transmembrane transporter activity
Source: RefSeq, a predicted model, not a curated record